GUAACCAACUUGAUCUUGUAGAUUUGUCAUGGCUGUUGUUCCACGCAAUUUUCGUCUGCUUGAAGAGCUCGAGAAGGGCGAGAAGGGUAUCGGUGAUGGCUCAUGCUCUUAUGGUCUCGAGGAUGGCGACGACAUCACCAUGUCGAACUGGAACGGGACCAUCAUCGGGCCCGGUCAUACUGUUCAUGAGAACAGGAUCUACAGUCUGAAGAUUCACUGUGACGACUCAUACCCCGACUCACCUCCACGCAUCUCUUUCCUCUCCCGCGUGAACCUUCCUUUCGUUGCUGCAAACGGUCAAGUCGAGGCUGGGAAGAUCGGUGUGCUCGCCCACUGGAGGCGCAAUUAUACCAUAGAGACUGUGCUUGUCGAGAUGCGGAAGGAGAUGGCCUCUCCUACCAACAGGAAGCUGCCUCAACCACCCGAGGGCUCUGUCUAUUAGAAGUCUUGCCGAAUCGCUCUCACAGUCUGUUACCCAUAUGACACCUUCACUACUCGCUCGUCAUAUCAGUUGUUUCACGAAUGCUCAACGCUUGCUCUGAUCAUACUCCCAACCACAUUUCUCGUUCCAUCUCACAUGUCUCACAAUGGCCCUCCUGAACGACCUGGUCUCGCUAUCCAUCAAUAUGAUUGCUGACGUUCACAACCCCUUUCUUCUUUUGCCGAUGUAUGACCAAUGAUGAAAUCG
Messenger RNA from Dacryopinax primogenitus, 688 nucleotides. RefSeq names its product UBC-like protein. NCBI's taxonomy places the organism in Eukaryota, Fungi, Basidiomycota, Dacrymycetes, Dacrymycetales, Dacrymycetaceae. Gene Ontology annotation, cellular component: nucleus. Gene Ontology annotation, biological process: DNA damage tolerance; protein K63-linked ubiquitination. The transcript is spliced from 5 exons. The record is from RefSeq and is a predicted model, not a curated record. Bases 29 to 442 code for a protein of 137 amino acids.